Molecule: messenger RNA, 657 nt
Organism: Drepanopeziza brunnea f. sp. 'multigermtubi' MB_m1
Lineage: Eukaryota; Fungi; Ascomycota; Leotiomycetes; Helotiales; Drepanopezizaceae
Source: RefSeq, a predicted model, not a curated record
AUGCCACGAUCGAAGACUUUCGUCGCGAUCUUGCUAGCCUUGAGCUUUCUCUUUAGUGAAGCUCAAGGAUUUCUCGGAUUCCAUCAACAAAGACAAGUCAUCGGUUAUACAACAGUUCCCGAAGAAAUGGCUAAGCGUAUCAAUGAAAAACAUAAGCCAUAUAUAGUGGAAUCCAAUUACCAUCCUCCAUUAGGACCUGGCUUUUAUAUGGUGAAUGACCCUCAUAGCUGGGAGGGCGGUAAAGGGAGUUGGUAUUGUGCUACCGUAGCGAAGAAGAAGCAGAUGGAACGUAUCAGCAAAGUCUUCAUCCCGAAACUUUAUCAAAAAUUGGAUUGGGAUGGUGGUAAGCGACAAAACUUAUGGGGCGGAGACGAAGAAGUCAUCGAGAAUUAUGUUGUGUCAGAAGCAAUGACAUCAGACACAGCAUUGCGCUUCUCAUUGGUUUUGGGUAGAAGAUCGCAGUUGCAGAUGGCUAUUCCCGCGAAAGUGUUAAAUGACGGUGAAUUGAAGUUAUGGACAGAGUGCUUCGAAACAAGAAAGGAGCUGCUAGCAAAAUAUAUGGACAUUGAUUGGAUUUGGAAAGCUUGGAAGAUUAAAGGAGAGGGUUCAAUACCAGGCCUUAGUCCCAGUGGUCGUAGUAGGAUUGCGUGGUGGUGA